Pichia kudriavzevii is the source of this 1761-nucleotide messenger RNA. RefSeq lists its product as uncharacterized. The transcript has a single exon. Gene Ontology annotation, biological process: amino acid transmembrane transport. The record is from RefSeq and is a predicted model, not a curated record. Gene Ontology annotation, molecular function: amino acid transmembrane transporter activity. The coding region runs from base 1 to 1761 and encodes 586 amino acids. Gene Ontology annotation, cellular component: membrane. Lineage: Eukaryota; Fungi; Ascomycota; Pichiomycetes; Pichiales; Pichiaceae.
AUGAAAUUACUGAACCGUUUUCAUAAGUCAGAGAAGGAUCCAUUCUCUACAGAGGGCAACUCGGGUGCCCAGAUUUCACUUCAAGACUCCCAAGGUUCGGAUAAACCAAUCAAUCUAAAUUCAAAUUCUGCAUAUCCAAUAAAAUCCAUUGAAGCUGGUGAAAAACAACCUUAUGAUAUUGAAAAUUCAUCAUCUAUUGAGGGUGAUAUCACCGAAACAAAGGUGAAAAGAGGGUUGAAGUCGAGACACGUCGCUAUGAUUGCCCUUGGUGGUACUAUUGGUACUGGUUUGUUCGUUGGUACACAUACCCCUUUACAAGUUGCUGGGCCAGUAAAUACAUUGAUUGCAUACUUAUUUUUUGGUUGUUUGGCGUAUUCAGUCACCCAGUCAUUAGGUGAAAUGGCUACUCAUACCCCAGUGGCUGGCUCCUUCUGUACUUUCAAUGAGAGGUAUAUCUCCAAAGCUGCUGGGUUUGCAACUAAUUGGGCAUACUGGUUCUCGUGGGCCAUAACUUUUGCAAUUGAACUAUUCACAGUUGGUCAAAUUAUUGAAUAUUGGACUGACGCCGUCCCAAACUGGGGGUGGAUCAUCAUCUUUUAUUUUGUUCUAACAGGUGCCAAUUUUGUUCCUGUUCGAUAUUAUGGUGAAAUUGAAUUCUGGAUUGCAUUUAUCAAGGUCAUUGCAAUCAUUGGUUUCAUUAUCUACGCUCUCUGUAUGGUUUGUGGUGCCGGUAAGACCGGACCUGUUGGUUUCAGGUAUUGGAGACAUCCGGGCCCUUGGGGUGCUGGUGCUGGCCUAGUGUCUAAUACUAAUACAGACAGAUUCCUUGGAUGGGUUUCCUCCUUAAUCAACGCAGCAUUCACCUAUCAAGGUGUUGAAUUGACAGGUAUAUCUGCCGGUGAAUCCGCCAAUCCAAGAAAAACAGUUCCAAAGGCAAUCAAUAAGGUCAUUUUCAGAAUUUUAGUUUUCUUCAUUUUGACGUUGUUCUUUAUUGGUUUGCUAGUUCCAUACAAUGAUCCUGCGUUAAAUCCAAAUAACCCAUCCAAUAAAAGUUUUAUUUCUUCAUCUCCUUUCUUAAUUGCCAUCACCAAUUCCGGUACCAAAGUUUUACCGCAUAUUUUCAAUGCCGUCAUGUUGGCCACAAUCAUUUCUGCUGGUAAUUCAAAUGUUUAUAUUGGAUCCAGAAUUUUGUAUUCAAUGGCUGGUUCAACAGCACCAAAGAUUUUCGCACGUGUUAAUAGAUUUGGUGUUCCAUAUGUAGGUGUCUUAUUCACCUCCAUCUUUGGAUUGCUAUCAUUAUUGAAUAUAUCAAAUUCCGGUGGUACAGUGUUCAACUGGUUGAUGAACAUCACCGCCUUGGCGGGAUUGAUUUGUUGGUGUUUCAUCACGGCUGCACAUUUGAGAUUCAUGGAUAUUCUCAAAUCGAGAAACAUCUCUAGAGACACCUUACCAUUCAAGGCAAAUUUUGGACCUGUUGUUGCUUGGAUCACUGAAUUUUUCUUAGUUUUGAUUUGCUUCAUUCAAGGUUACGAUGUCUUUUUCAAUUUCAAUGCCAAUGACUUCUUUGCAUACUAUGUUUCACUAAUCAUAGUCUUUGUAUUUUGGAUUGUUUCGCAAUUGACAAUCUAUAGAAAUGAUCCAUGGCUAAUCCCCGUGGAAGAUGUGGAUAUCGAUUCCCAUGCAAGACAUUUGGAUAACGAAAUAUGGGAAGAUGAAGGUGAAACCUCUAAAUUCGAAAAGUUCUGGGACAUUAUAUUGUGA